UUUCUUUCUUGUUUAUAUUAUUCAUGACUGAGAUACCAUUAAAACGCAAGAGAAUUACCGAGGAUAUCCUGUCUUUCUCUCAAGCUCAUGUUUCUUCAAAUCAAUAUAAUGACAAAAUCAAAAAGAUUGAAAACCUUGUAGAGAAACUAGAAUACGAAAAACAAAAAUUGGAGACACAAAUACAGUGCAACACUAUCACACAUAACUUGGCUCUUCAAGAAAAAGCGAACACGAUAGCAGAACUUGUAUCUGCUAAAGCAGAGACACAAAAAAGAGUCAUUUACCAUAAAGAACGCUAUGAUGAAGCCACAGAAAUCUUGGCUGCCAUGAAAGAAAAGCAUAACUCUGUUACUAAUGAAUUGAGAGAGACGAUGGAAAGACAAAGAACCGAAGCAAGAGAAUUCGAGAAUAUCAUUCAAGAUCAAACAGAAGAAAUCAGAAAACUUCAGACAAGUAUUAAUACAAAGCAACAAGAAUAUUCAAUACAAACCAAAGGACUCAACAGCGUCAUUACUUCUCUAAAAGAAUCGAUUGAAGAGAAAUCAACAAAAAUUCAACAAGGACUUGAACGUGAAUUAGUCUUGACAGAAAAAAUUAACCAUCUUGAACAACAGUUACAUCAUAUCUGUCCUGCUAAUCAAAAUGCCUAUGAAGCAUUAGAAGCACAAUAUGCAAGUAUAUCUAAACGCUCCGUUCAGCUUGAAUCUGAAAACUUCAAGUUGAGACGUGAUUUGAAGCACUAUGAAAGUAUAUCUCAAAAUAUGGAAUUGUUGAGAUCAGAAAGAGACAGUCUAAAGCAACAGGCAACUGAACUUGUUCAAUUACGCGAAUCCAACUCUCAACUCCAAGUAGACAAUACUAAAUUACGUGCUGAAAGAGCUGCAUGGACGUGCUAUUUGGCUUCUCAACCCGAAUUCAAUACACAAACACCCGAUAGUAUUGUCUAUCGUCUUUCCAAACAAGCAGAAGAAGCAACAUUUGCCAAGAAAUCUAUUGAGCAGUAUCAAGCUCAAGUACAGACUCAAUGGCAAGUGAUUCAAUCUUUGGAAAACCAUUUAAAUGAAUUGAAAAAGGCAGUUGUGGAAAAAGAACAUGCAUGCGCCAUGGAAGCUUCUGCUCGUCAAAUGCUCUCUUUGAAUGCAGAGGCAUGGAAGCGCCAUGUCAACAUGUUGGAAGGACAACUGGCAUUGUAUGAUCAAGAAGAAAAGACUCUGCUGGAAGGAGGCAGUUAUGAUGAGAUCAAGUCUAAACGUAUUGAAGAAUUGGAACAACACUUGAAAGAAUGCGAGCAACAACUGAUGACACAAGCACAACGAUUAGCAGAAACAGAAACAAAAAAACAAAUGCCUUCUAUUUAUAUUGCAAACGGUCCUUAUGAACAGCUUUGUUCUGGUGUCCAAUUGACUGAAUUCUUGUCCACACUUGUUGAUAAAGAAAACAAACUUAUUCAAGAACUCAAAGAAAAGAGUGUGAAUGAAAUAUUAUUAACAAGACAGAAUGAGUCAGCUAAAGAACAAAUUCAAAGGUUACUGACUCUACAACCAGUUGAAUCUAGACAAGAUGGUGUAUCCACACAGACACAAACAGAUCAAGAAGUUCGCAUUCUCACCUUGUUGGAUAACCCUGCUUCUCAAGACUAUGCUAUUCGUAAAAGUCUGUUAGAGCGACUCCAACAAGAAAAUCAAGACUUACUUCAACAAGCAGCACAGGGCACAAUAGAUGAUCAAAUCACAGUUCCUACAUCCACAUUGGACAAUCUGAAGACGGAAAAAGACGAGCUACAAAAGACGAUUGAAUCACGCGAUAAACGUAUUGCUCGGCUACAUUCAGUUUGGGGUUCUAAGAUUCAAGAAAUAUAUACUCAUAUCCGUAGUUUGCUAGGCUACAAUGUCACUUUUAGAAAUGAUGGGUUGAUUCGAUUAGAGCAUAUCUUGGUUGAUCCUGCUGAACUCGCUUUUCUUGUAAAGCAAGAUGAGACUCAGACUAUUUUGAGAUUUGUGGGGUCCAAGAAGGAUGAUUACAUGUUACAGUUGGAAGACAUUUAUCAAACAUAUAUCAUUCAAGACAAGAAUGUGCCUGCCUUUUUAAACGCUGCUGCUCAAGAUAUUUAUGUUCAUUAUAGAGAACAAAACGUUGCUGUUGAAUUGGAAAUGCAACAACAUGAAGAAGAAGAUCAAUUAGAACCUUAUGAUGAGGAAACACGUAUUCAUCUUGAUAUAGGAGACCAACAGAGCCAUGAAGAUGUAGAAGAAGAUGUUGAAGAAGAUGUAGAAGAAGAGGAUAAUGAAGACGAAAUCGAACCUUACGAAGAAUCUGAUACCAACGAAGUUUUAUUAAUUGAUGAUGAUGAUGAUGAUUAA
Molecule: messenger RNA, 2360 nt
Organism: Gilbertella persicaria
Lineage: Eukaryota; Fungi; Mucoromycota; Mucoromycetes; Mucorales; Choanephoraceae
Product: spindle assembly checkpoint component Mad1
Exons: 4
Coding region: 24-2360 (778 amino acids)
Biological process (GO): attachment of mitotic spindle microtubules to kinetochore; mitotic spindle assembly checkpoint signaling
Cellular component (GO): nuclear envelope; mitotic spindle; kinetochore
Source: RefSeq, a predicted model, not a curated record